AUGGCGGGCGACGGAGCGGGCGCAGCUGCGCGGCCCCGUGUCACGAGCCUGCCGGUGCUCAGCCCCCCCGGGGAUGGCUCUCGCGCGUGGCCAUCACCCUCAGCGCAGCCCGGCCAUUCCCACGGUGGCACCCAUGGGUGCACCAUUGUCACCACGGCCUUUGUCACUGGUGGCAGGACCCUGUCCCGUGACCCCGUGGCUGACCCCAGACCCCCGGGAUUACCGGGACCAGGGGCUACGGGUGCAGUGAGCGCGGCUACCUAUAGCACGGUGCCCCGUGUCGCCUUCUACGCCGGCCUCAAGAACCCCCACGAGGGCUACGAGGUCCUUAAGUUCGACGACGUGGUCACCAACCUGGGCAACAGCUACGACGCCGCCUCCGGCAAGUUCACCUGCGCCAUCCCCGGCACCUACUUCUUCACCUACCACGUCCUCAUGCGCGGCGGCGACGGCACCAGCAUGUGGGCCGACCUCUGCAAGAACGGUCAGGUGCGGGCCAGCGCCAUCGCGCAGGACGCCGACCAGAACUACGACUACGCCAGCAACAGCGUCAUCCUGCACCUGGACGCAGGGGACGAGGUCUUCAUCAAGCUGGAUGGGGGCAAAGCCCAUGGUGGCAACAACAACAAGUACAGCACCUUCUCUGGCUUCAUCAUCUACUCGGACUGA
Molecule: messenger RNA, 669 nt
Organism: Egretta garzetta (little egret)
Lineage: Eukaryota; Metazoa; Chordata; Aves; Pelecaniformes; Ardeidae
Gene: C1QL1
Product: complement C1q like 1
Exons: 3
Coding region: 1-669 (222 amino acids)
Molecular function (GO): protein binding
Source: RefSeq, a predicted model, not a curated record